Messenger RNA from Gryllus bimaculatus (two-spotted cricket), 1131 nucleotides. NCBI's taxonomy places the organism in Eukaryota, Metazoa, Arthropoda, Insecta, Orthoptera, Gryllidae. The record is from the annotation of a GenBank genome assembly.
AUGGAGUUGGCAGGCAGUGGCGGCGGCGGGGAGAUGAUGGCAUUAGAGGUGGCGGGGACGGAGAUGUCGGUGACAACAGUGGAGGCAUUCACCCUGUCGGCGCUGCGGUCGCACGCGAGCGGAUUUGUAAACACGCCGAGCGAACGGGUCGAGUCGGACGGGGAAGAAGGGGCGUACCGCAAGGCGCGCGGGGAGAGCCGCAGCCUGCGACGAGCGGCACGGGCGACGCCGCUGACAGUCGGCGAACUUCGCGCUGGGUUGGCAUACCGCACUCGGGCACACAGGUUGGACUCGGAGCUGCAGAGGCGCGCCUUGGCCCGCGCCAGGGCGGACGUGGGCGAGCUCGUCACAAAGGCCGCGCUCCUCCCGCCGACCCCGCGAUGCGACGCGACGCGACGCGACGCGACGCGCGCCAGCCCCCGUGGCUCCGCCCCACAAAGCGACGCGCUCCACACAGGAAGGCCCGGCUGGCGCGGCCGCGCCCCCGAAAUUCGAUUACCCUCCUGCCGACUUUGGCCAAUUUCCUCGCUCCUCAAUGGCUUCCACCGCGCGCACCGUGAUCUCUAUACUUUCCGUACGAUCACCUUCGGCGCCUCCGUCGCCGGAUGCGAAAGUUACAUCUGCGGGCAGCGCGCAGCAGAUUGGAUUCGACCGGCGCGGCGCGGCGGCACCCACCCGCCCACUCCCAGCGCCCGCAUCCUCGCCAUACCGCGCUCUCGCCCCGCACCCACACCCUCGCCCACUCCCACGCCUCGCUCGCGGAGGAUGGAAAGUGUAUUAGUCAAAAGUAUAAGAGGAAUUUCGUUUGAUUAUUAUAAUAGAAUAGAAGACUGCCGCAUUCCUAAACAGCCUCUUACUAAUGAACCUAAAGGAGAGAAAAUGCCGGCCCCUCCAAAAAAACAGUUGCGCGCGCGAGGCAACACACGCGCCCGCCAGCCAGCCAGCCAGCCUCGGGCUGGAGGAGACUACGAGGAGAAGGAGGAGGAGGAGGAGGGGGGUGUUGGAAGUGAAAGUGAUGAGAUUGUCGCCGAUAGGGGUGAAGUGUGGUGGAAGUGUCGUGGCGGAGACUGCAGAGAGAGAGGAUUCCGCGUGAACGCGAGGCCGGACAAUGUGGCAGUGCCAGACGACUAA